Messenger RNA from Corticium candelabrum, 976 nucleotides. Its product is annotated as E3 ubiquitin-protein ligase mib1-like. Gene Ontology annotation, molecular function: protein binding. NCBI's taxonomy places the organism in Eukaryota, Metazoa, Porifera, Homoscleromorpha, Homosclerophorida, Plakinidae. The transcript is spliced from 3 exons. The record is from RefSeq and is a predicted model, not a curated record. The coding region runs from base 1 to 795 and encodes 264 amino acids.
AUGUUGGCAUUGAUAGAAGAAUUGCGUGCUUGGUUACUACGGUUGUUUUAUCGCAUCAUGCAGGAUCUCUGUCAGGCAUCGAAAGAAGGAAAUGUUGACAAAGUUAGUCAACUGGUUAAGCAGAAAAUUGACAUCAAUGAACUCCCAAAAUGUUUGUCUUCCAACUCCGAAAUUCACAGUGAUUGGACAGCUCUUAUGCAUGCUGUGUAUUACCACCAUGUGGUUGUGUGUGAAGAGCUGCUUCGAGUUCGUGCUGACCCUGACCGAGAAGAUGGAGAUGGAAACACUGCUAUACACAUUGCAGUUAGAAUAAACGAUGAGCAUAUGUGUAGAGACAUGGUUUGCUUGUUGGCUCGUCAUGGUGCUAAUGUGAAUGCAGUGAAUCGAAGAGGUGAGACUGCAGCCCAUGUUGCUGCUGGGAAUGACGAUGUGACUACACUGCAGGAAUUAUGGAGUCAUGGGGCUGAUUUUAGCUUGAGAAACAUUGAGGGCAAGAGACCAUUGGAAGUUGCUCAAGAUAAGAAAGUGAUUUUGAAGACAAGGAAAGCUCCUGCAUUUCUACAGUCGUGUAUGGCAAGAUUACAGCCUCGCCACAGAUGUCUCACGAGAGGAGAAGUUUUGCAGAAGAUGCAGGCGGCAGAAAAACAGAAUCAAAAGCAUAGUGAAGAGUUACGCAACAAAAACACUCAAAUCGAAUCAUUGAAACGAGAGGUACAGAGACUUGAGGCAGAGAGCAGAGAAUGGCAGGAAUUAUGUACAAAUGUAGCUAAGCGAAACAGACUAGACAAAGUGUAGCAAUUUUAGAUUGUUGCAAUUUGGCGUUUGCCAAUGACGAUUGUCGACUGUCUACAAGUACGUUAUUUGGACAAACAGUCAAGUGCAUCACUUAAUUAAUUUAGGCUGGUAUGGUAUGGUACAUGACGAUCGAGUGCAUAAACCAUACUCUAAUGUUGCUAUGCGUAUAUACAAUACGAGU